Molecule: messenger RNA, 988 nt
Organism: Chrysoperla carnea
Lineage: Eukaryota; Metazoa; Arthropoda; Insecta; Neuroptera; Chrysopidae
Product: trypsin-1-like
Exons: 3
Coding region: 72-839 (255 amino acids)
Biological process (GO): proteolysis
Molecular function (GO): serine-type endopeptidase activity
Source: RefSeq, a predicted model, not a curated record
UAAAACCUAUGGCACAGUUUUAUGCUUUCAAUUUAACUUGUGCAUUAAUUUAGUAUAUUUAAAAAAUAACCAUGAUGAACAUUUUAUUUUAUUGUAUUUUUACGAUUUUAAUAUUUGCUGGAGAUGCAAGACCUUCAAUCCACGGAAGAAUAAUAGGAGGAGAAAGUACUACAAUUGAAGAAUUCCCAUACCAAGUGGCAGUGGAAGUAGAUAGACAGCAAGUUUGUGGUGCAUCUAUUCUUAAUUCCACAGUCAUUUUAACUGCUGCACAUUGUGUAGAGAAUAUUCCAAACAAAUCAAUAAGAAUUCGAGCUGGAACAACCAAAAGAGAAAAAGGAGGUGUACUCCGAAACGUCGAUGCGAUAAUCAUGCAUGAAUUAUAUAAUACAACAACAAUAGAUUAUGAUGUGUCUUUGAUUGUGCUUACAGAACCAUUAGAAUUUUCAUCAGCAAUUUCACCUGUUACACUUCCUAACGAAGAUGAAUAUUUGGAUGCGCCAGAAACAGGCGUUGUCACUGGUUGGGGAGUUAUCGAUGGGCCUUUGUUUCCAAAACAAUUGCAAAAAGUGUAUUUAGAUAUUUUUACACAAAAAAGAUGUAGUGAAAUUUAUUCAGAGAACGUCAUUACUUUAGUCACUCCAAGAAUGAUCUGUGCCGGUGUAAAUGGGGAAGGUGACAGAGGUAUUUGUGGUGGGGAUUCUGGAGGGCCAUUAGUUUCUCAAAAUAAGUUACAUGGUAUUGCAUCCUGGAGUCAAAUAUGCGGUGGAAAUACACAUCCUGCUAUUUUUACGCGCGUAACAGCAAUACGACAAUGGAUUCGAGCGAAAGUUAAUUUAUAAAAAACUUUUUAUUAAAUACUGAUGUCAGUAGAUUUUAAAUGCUCAAGUUUACAUGUUUUUUUUGCUUAAGUUUGCGUUUCAUUUGUUUUUUAAAGUUGUAUUUUUGUUGUAUAGGGUCUGAUAAUAAAAAGCAUUAUGUAUUAAAAACA